AUGGCGAUUGCCGACCUCUUUGGCCUCGGGAACGAGAGCAAGCUCGCCAAAGCGGCUGGCCAUGGCGAUGCCGCCACGGUCUCUGCGCUGCUCAAGCAAGGCGUGAGCCCCAACGCCACCAAGCUCGGCUACCCCGCGCUCUUCAACGCCGCGUGGGGCAAUAGCCUCGCGAUCGUGGAGAUGCUCAUCGAGGCCGGCGCCAACGUCAACCAGCGCGCCUGGUUUGGCACGACGCCACUUCUCGUCGCGACGGGCAAAGGCCACGCACGCAUCGUCCACGUUCUUAUAGCCGCCAACGCCUUUCUCAACAAGCGCGACAAGUGGGGCGGCACGGCGCUCUUCCUCGCGGCCGAGCGUGGCAGCCUGGAGAUGACGUCGUUGCUCAUUGCUGCCAAUGCCAACCUCAAUAAAUCCGACCACUAUGGCCGGUCGCCGACGUUGAUCGCGGCGCAGCACGGACACGCGGACGUCGUCGACGCCCUCGUCAACGCCCACGCCGACUACGACAAGCCCAAUCAUCACGGCGAGUCGCCACUCAUGGUGGCCGCACUGGCCAACCACAUCGACACGGUGGUGCUCUUGCUCAACGCAGGCGCAGACGUCAACCAAUGCAAUCGGCACGGCGAGUCGAUUCUGCUGCAAGCCGCGGGGAAAGGCCACGUCGUGAUCGUCGACCUCUUGCUGCGCGUCGGCGCCGCCAUCGACACGCGCAGUCUUAACGGCAGCUCGGCGCUCUUGGUGGCGAUCGCGGAGGGGCAUGUCGACGUCGUCCACCUCCUCGUCGACGCCGGGGCCGACGUCAACCAGUGCGACCAGAACGGCAUGUCGCCGCUGCUGCUGGCCACGUACCACGGGCAGCUCGAGGUCGCCCUCGCCCUCAUCAACGCCAGUGCCGACCCGCACAAGACCAACAACGCAGGACACACGCCGCUCAUGCGCGCUGCUGACCUCGGCCACCUCUCGAUCGUGCAACUGCUCGUUGCCGCCAACGCCGACACCAACUUGGAGAGCCUUACGGGCGACACGGCCCUCAUUUUUGCGGCAUUUCGAGGCCAAUUCGAAAUGGCGCAACACCUCGUGGCGGCCCAAGCCAACAUCAACCACUGCAACAAGGCGGGUGUGUCGGCCGUGAGCCUCGCGGCCGCCGGUGGUCACGUCAACAUCGUCCACUUGCUCAUCGCAGCGAACGCCGAUAUCAACAAAUGCGACUGCAGGGGCGAGACUCCGAUCUUCAAGGCCGCAAGGAAUGGCCACGCGCAGGUGGUGGAGCUGCUGCUUCUGGCUGGUGCCCAGAUCCACCAGCCGGACGAG
Molecule: messenger RNA, 1311 nt
Organism: Saprolegnia parasitica CBS 223.65
Lineage: Eukaryota; Oomycota; Saprolegniomycetes; Saprolegniales; Saprolegniaceae
Exons: 14
Molecular function (GO): protein binding
Source: RefSeq, a predicted model, not a curated record